Lepisosteus oculatus (spotted gar) is the source of this 1396-nucleotide messenger RNA. Lineage: Eukaryota; Metazoa; Chordata; Actinopteri; Semionotiformes; Lepisosteidae. The record is from RefSeq and is a predicted model, not a curated record.
UAAGAGCUCUUUAUUUUAUGUAAACGAAAGCGGGAGGGAGGGAGAACACCCAUCCCGCUCCUCCGCCCCGCAGACGGACAGCGGACGCGGUCGCCUGACGCCAACAUCCGCCAGCGGCUCGAGAUAAGACGCCGCCGGGCGCGGCCGCUCUCGCGGACGGACGGACGGCACCCGCGGCAUGUCUCACGCGCAGAAGCCGCAUCUCAAGGUGAUCCUGCUCGGGAAUUCGGGGGCGGGGAAGUCCUCCUUCAUGAACCAGUAUGUGAACCGGCGCUUCACCAACCUGUACCGGGCCACGAUCGGGGCGGACUUCUUCACCAAGGACAUCACGGUGGACGACAGGCCGGUCAGCCUGCAGUCGUGUGUUCGUUUCCAGAUCUGGGACACGGCCGGGACCGAGCGAUUCCAGUCCCUAGGGGGCGCCCUGUACCGCGGUGCCCACUGCUGCCUCCUGGUGUUCGACGUCACCUCCGCGGCCUCCUUCGCCGCCCUGGACUCCUGGAGGCGCGAGUUCAUGGUACAGGCCGACCCCCCCGACCCCCAGCGCUUCCCUUUCGUCGUCGUGGGCAACAAGACCGACCUGGACAACCGAGAGGUGACGGGAAAGCGCGCACAGGACUGGUGCGCGGAGUUGGGGGCGGAGUACUUUGAAGUCAGCGCCAAGGAGGACAUCGACGUGGACAAGCCGUUCCUGAGCGCCGUCAGAGCUGCGCUGCACUAUUUCAAGGACUACAGCUCUGAGACCCCUGGGGACUAUUUCCAGCUUGCCUCCAGAACGCCAGAGGAGAAACCGGAGGGCCGGUGCGUCUGCUGACAACGCUGCCCCCUGGCGGACUGGAGGUGCUACAGCUUUCUCGCAGGACGGCAGUCUGGGGCUGAAGCUCGUGGAACUGCUGCCCACUGAAUGAUGGACGUUAAUUAAAUCCUUGAAAAAAGAAGCCCUCAAGCGUUUCACCUGGAAGCAGCUUCUCUCUGUUCCUCCACUUCUCCAUUUAUUUUUAUUAAGUUCCUCUAUUUUCUGAUGCCUUUCCCAUAUUCAUUUCAAGGUUUCUAUAUACUAAAUUAGUUGUAGGACUAACGAGUGCCUCCACAUAACUCUAGGAUUUAACCAGUUUGGCUUUCUGGAGAAUAGAGAUAAAAAAUGCAUUAGUCACAUAGGAGGUAGUUAAUAUUAAUUGACCAUGCUGCACUGCCACAUGUCAAAAUAGGUUUUCAUUACAAUGGAUGGAAAUAUGUUCAUUUCUGCAUUGUGAUAGCUGAAAUGUUUAAAUGUGUUCCAACAUAGUGAUUUAUACCUAGCAUGCAGACUUUUCCAUUCAGACUUUAGAUUUACCUGAACAUGUCAUCUAAGUCCUGCUGUUUAAGCCUAAACUUUCAAAUUAAACUUUUUUCUCGA